This is a messenger RNA of Aphis gossypii (cotton aphid), 2167 nucleotides long. RefSeq names its product myotrophin-like. Bases 317 to 739 code for a protein of 140 amino acids. The record is from RefSeq and is a predicted model, not a curated record. The transcript has 4 exons. Gene Ontology annotation, molecular function: protein binding. Lineage: Eukaryota; Metazoa; Arthropoda; Insecta; Hemiptera; Aphididae. Gene Ontology annotation, cellular component: cytoplasm; nucleus. Gene Ontology annotation, biological process: regulation of barbed-end actin filament capping.
AAAAAUAUAUGAUUUGCGAUGUCUUAUGCAUUACACGAUAAAAUAGGAAAAUAAUAAAUAUGAUAUGAUAAGUGAAAGAGGUGAACCGUGAAUUUAGCCAUUUUACCUACCUACUUAGCAUCAACUGAAUAAUUUAUAUCUGUUUUAUUAAAUUACGUGUACGAUCCACAUUUACGACGUCGAAGUUUGCAGCCUUUUAAAGGGUCUUAAAUUUCACUUCGCUGUCUUUGACUCACCAACAAAUAAUUUUUCUGAAGUCUAAAAGGAUAAUACAUACCAUAACAUACAUACCUAUUCUAUAGGUACCUACUAAACGAUGGAAGUCUGUACCAAUGAGAGUGGAAACUGUGCGGUAGCCAGUGAAGAUUUAUCGUGGGCAUUACAGAUUGGUGAUCUUGACACGGUCAAGGAACAGUUGCAAAGACUUGCUUUAGAAAACAAGGACUGGAAUAUAAACAAUGUGUCAAAUGGAAGAACUAUGUUACAUAAAGCUUGUGAUUAUGGCCAUUUGGAUAUUGUUGAAUUUUUAAUUCAAAAUGGUGCCGAUAUAAAUAUGAAGGACAACUUUGGCAUUACUCCAUUGUUGUGUGCUCUGUGGGAAAAUCAUUUCAAAGUUGCUAAGUAUUUAAUUGAUAAAGGAGCAAUUACAAAUUUAUUAACACCUCAAGGAUUGAAGUAUUAUGAAUGCAUUGAAGAUUCUGAGAUGAUAAACUUAUUAAAACGACUAGAAACUCAAUAGUUAAUUUUAUCGCUUUGAUUCAAAAAUGUAUUAAUUAAAUAAUCUAUCAAAAUCUAAAUGUACCUUUUUAAUGUUUAUUUGGGAUAAUUAAAUGAUAUAAUAACUUAUUACACUAAAAAAUUCCUUUAAUUUAAAAUAAUUGUUUUAAAGGAUAGUUAUCAUUGUUAUUAUUUAUUAGUUUUAUAUAACAUUUCACAUUUAUUUAUCUACUAGCUUUAAAAAUUAAUAUUCUAGAUUCUUGAGUGAAACGGUUAUAAAAUAAUGACUGGAAAUAUAUUAUUUAUAAACACUUGUUCCUAUAGUAAAUUGUUGGUGGAAUAAUUUGACAAUAAGUGAUUAAAUUUUCAUUGUUGUUAUUAUAAUUAUUAUUGUUUGUCAAUAAAGUAAUGAAUGAUCAAUAAAAUUAAUACUUUUUGUAAAGUUUGAGGCAGUUUUAAAAGUACAUUAAUAUUAAAAUUAAAUUGUUAACAUUUUUAGACAUAUUUAUUUACACUUUUAUAUUAAUAAUCAUUUUAAAAUAAUAAAAUAAUAUAAUCAAAUUAUUAUUGUUAUAAUCAAUUGCUUUAUUUUAUUUUAUUUGUUUAAAUUUUUUCAGCAAUUUGUUUUAUUAAAAUGAAUAUUUAAUAAUCCAUAUGAGUUAUAAUGCUUGUUUAUAGAAAUUAUUUAUUCUUUGCGUGUUAAAGUUUUAAUUAUAUAAUAUUAAAUACAUUUAUAAUUACAAAUAUAAAAGUUUUAAGCAUAAAAUAAAAUACAUAAUACCUUUUAUAUGAAUACAAUUUGUGAUAGACAUUUUAUAGUUAACGAAUUAAAAAUUAUUGUUAAAAUUGUAUGUUAUAUUGCUGUAUUCUUUAUUAAUUUAUUAUAUACAUUAUUAUUAUUACAAUUUAGAUAAAUAUUGUUUAAUAUUAGUCUUUAGAAGCACUUAUAUAAUACAUUUAUCCUACUGUAUUUUUUUUUUAUCACUAUUAGUAUCAUUACUUCAUACUACACUAUUUAAUUUUUUAAUAAAAUACCUAUUAUCUAUUUAUGUUAUUGAAAUAUUUUUAUGCAUUUUAUAUUUGCUUUAAUUUUUGAAGGAAUAUCAUUUUUUCACACGUUUAUUUUAAUUUCUAGAUAAUGUUCUUUUAAUCAUAUUGUAGCAAUGUAGCUCCAUUUCAAUAAGCCAAUUUUUAGUUUAUAUUUUAAAUCAUCACUUACAGAAAUAUAAAAGCAUUUUUAUUAUAAUAUUUACAUUAAUUCACAUAAUACUGUAUAAUUACAUUUACAAUUAAUAGCUAACAUAUUCUAUUAAUUAUUAAUAAAAUCAUUUAGAAAAUAUUAAAUACUGAAUUAAUGUAACUAUGCAUUUAGAUAUAGCCUAUAACUUAGUAACAUUGACGUAAGCAUCUGGAAAAUUAUUCAUUAGAAAUAAACUUAUUACCUUAUAAA